Messenger RNA from Erythranthe guttata (spotted monkey flower), 2166 nucleotides. Lineage: Eukaryota; Viridiplantae; Streptophyta; Magnoliopsida; Lamiales; Phrymaceae. The record is from RefSeq and is a predicted model, not a curated record.
UGUCUGGAAAAUAGCAAUUCAUUUGUCGAACAAGGUCGGAGAUGAGGCAGCCGGAGAUGAGGCUGACCGGCGGCGCAGUGCUGAAAACUGCCUAUUGGACGCCGCCAGAACGGUGGCCCAGCCCUUGCCCUAUUGGCGUACUAAUUUUUUGUUUUUUUUUUGGUUUCUUCUCUGCGGGGGAGAUGGGAAAGAAAAAUAAAAAGCGAAGAAGUGAAGAAAAAAGAGGGCAAAAUGCUGCUUGAUGUUUGUACAUAGCUCUGCAACAGGGUAUAUGCAAGAAUCAGAGAAUAUAUGCUACUCUUUGUGACCUUGCAUGAAACGAAGGGCUUGAUCGUCGGAGGUUCAGACAACUCGACUGGAAUAAAAAAAGAGCUGUUGUGUUUGAUACGAAGAGAUGGAUUUGUCUAACAGAAGAAAUGGAUCGGGCGAUGAAGAAAACUACAACUCACGAGAGGGCAAGAAGCAAUACCACCGUCACACUACCGAACAAAUUCAGCAGCUCGAGGCUUUCUAUAACGAAUGUCCGCACCCGGACAAGAACCAGAGGCAACAAUUGAGCAGAGAACUCGGCCUUGACCAAAAGCAGAUAAAGUUCUGGUUUCAAAAUAAACGAACUCAGAUGAAGGCUCUAAACGAGAGAGCAGACAACAAUUCCCUCCGCUCGGAGAACCAAAGAAUUCAUUUCGAGAACCUUUCGAUGCACGAGGUUCUGAAAAACGCCUUUUGUCCCUCUUGCAAUAAUUCAGGUGUUUGUGAAGAAGAGAAACGCCAAAAUCUGCAGAGAUUGAGAAUCGAAAAUGCACGUCGGAAAGAAGAGUACGAACGAGCGGUCAACUUUUUCACCAAUUAUACCGGAAAUCCAGCUUUGCCUUUUGCUGGAACCGAGCCCAGUACUAGUGCACCUGGUCAACAAUAUAUGUCACAACAUUGGUCAACAAGCCUGACACAUGUGGAUAAAUCUGUCAUUAUCGAGACAGCUGUCGCUGCAAUGAACGAACUUCUGGAGCUGUUACGUGUGAACGAGCCGCUGUGGUUCGAAGCUCCAUCGGAUCAUGGGAGAUAUACUUUACGUCGAGAUAGUUAUGAUAUGAUUUUCCCCAAGUCAAACCAGGUCAACACUUCAAGUGCUCGGUUUGAAUCUUCGAAAGAUUCGGGCGAGGUGGCAAUGUCUGCCACACAUUUAAUCGAAAUGCUUGUUGAUGUGAACAAAUGGAAGGAAAUUUUUCCUACUAUCGUCACAAAAGCGACGACCCUUGAAGCAAUCGAUACUGGAAUAUUUGGUGGUUUGUUACAUUUGAUGUAUCAAAAAAUGCACAUUUUAUCACCACUUGUUGCUCCCCGAGAAUUUUUCUUCAUUCGAUAUUCCCGCCAAAUUAAUUCGAGCACUUGGGUGUUGGUGGACGUGUCCUACGAUUUCAUAACACAGCUCCAAGAUUCCGUUCGCACUCGUUCUUGGAGGUUUCCUUCAGGGUGUAUUAUUCAAGAUAUUUCAAAUGGAAAAUCAACAGUUACAUGGAUUGAACAUGUACAAGUGGACGACAAGUUAUCGACUCAUCGUCUGUACAGAGACUUCGUUUGUGGUUCCCAAAGAAUGGUGGUGAGUUUUUUCGAAGAACUGUGCAUGUCGGAUAAACUCGAUUGUCCCAAUCCGUCGGAAUAUCAAAAUAGCGGAGUUUAUGUCGCGCUCCGAAAAAGUAACGGACCUCAUCAACCUGAUGGAUUCAUUGUUAGCGCAGCUACCUCGCUUUGGCUUCCCUUUUCCAAGGAGCAUCUCUUUAACUUCUUCCAAGACGAGAAAAGAAGAGCACAAGUACGAAAAUACCGAUUCUGCCGUCGGGUUUUGUGAUCUCUACCGAUGGCCGUGCUACUAGCAGAGGCACCAACGGAGCUUCAACCAGUUCCAACACCGGUAGCGGUGGCUCGCUUCUCACAGUUGCUUUCCGGAUAUUAAUUUUUCACAGCCAAUUGACAACGCAACUGAAUAUGGAGUCGGUUGCCACCGUGCAUACCCUAAUCAGCGCCACUGUUAAAAAGAUCAAGGCGGCGCUUGAUUAUUAUGAUUAAUUUCGGAUUUUUUUAUCUUCUCGAAUAUUGAUUUGUUUUUUCAUUAAUUGAUACUUGUUUCAUUUUUUUUUAUACCGUUAAAACAAUUACUAAUAUUCAAAA